Lactuca sativa (garden lettuce) is the source of this 1266-nucleotide messenger RNA. Its product is annotated as Glutaredoxin family protein. The record is from RefSeq and is a predicted model, not a curated record. Lineage: Eukaryota; Viridiplantae; Streptophyta; Magnoliopsida; Asterales; Asteraceae.
AUAGCCAAAUGUUUGGUCUGGAUUGCACCCUUUCCUGGAAAUUACCCUCACGCCCUUAUCAAAUUGACAUGUGCUUUCACUAGUCUUUAGCUUACUAUUGCCAGUUAUAAAUUAACCCACCUCAAGUAAAUGAGAAGAGAAGUAUAGAGAUGAAAGGAGUGGGAGGAAGAUUUUUUGCAAAACUGAAAUCCAUUUCCACCAAUGUAAAACAAGGUCUAGUUUUACCAACAGUCAUAAGUGAUAUCAAGAAUGAAGAAAAUGGUAGAGCUCCCAUGAUCAGCUUGGAAGAGAUCAUAGAGAAGAAUGUAUCAGAUUCGGUAGAAUUUGAGGAGAAGUGUCCUCCAGGAGGAAGUGAUGCUGUCAUACUCUACACAACAAGUUUGAGAGGUAUACGUAAGACUUUUGAAGAUUGUAACACUAUCAGGUUUCUUUUAGGAAGUUUUAGGGUUUCGUAUGAUGAGAGAGAUGUUUCCAUGCAUAUGGAAUUCAGGGAGGAGCUGUGGCGGACAUUGGGCGGAAGGGUGAUCCCUCCGAGGUUGUUUAUCAAAGGAAGACAUAUUGGAGGAGUGGAAGAGGUGGUCGGACUCCAUGAGCAAGGAAAGCUUAUAGAUCUCUUAAAUGGGAUACCCAGAAGCCCUACCACUGCCCCCUGCAAAGGCUGCGGUGGGAUUCGUUUUAGGAUUUGUUUUUCAUGCAAUGGUAGUCGGAAGGUGGUGUCUGAAGAGACCGAUGAUGAUCAUAGUGAUCAUAGUGAUACUCCUUUGCCAAUUAGUUGUGUAGAGUGCAAUGAGAACGGAUUAACGAAAUGCCAAGUUUGCUUUUGAUGCAGGAGUACUUGGGAUCAAAUGUAUUAUGUAUAUGUCGUUUGACUGAACAAAUGAUUGUUGCAUAUCGAUCUUUGUACGAAGAGUAGAUGCUGAUAGACGAUUAUCGAUGGCAUGCAUGUUCAGGUCAAUGAGUAAUCACCAUGGUUACGUAGACAUUUUUACUAAAGAUUUUAUGUUGUUAUUAUUUAUUUGUUCAUCUAACUUACUGGUCACCGUCAUGACUUCAUCAUUGUUUGUCUAGUUAUAUUCCAUCAUUGUCUCCACCACUAUCGUCGCCACUUUAUGGACGUCUUAAUUAACCACCAUUCAACUACUACAAAAAUUAAAACGAAUCACCCAUUCCCACCACCAUUCAUCCACAAAGUAUGUACACGCAUAUAAAAGUAAAUAAAAAACUAAAAUAGAAUACCAAAAUUCAUAAAAUUAAAAAAAAAAAAAA